GAUGAUUUUUAUAUAUUUUUAUCUCUCUCUUUGUCUCUCUUGUGGAUAGACCUAUUUCUCUCUCUCUCUGGCUUAACUGGUUCAGCUUCAUUUGAUGAUUUAUAUAAAUCUUUUUCUCUGUAGGCUAUUUAUAAAGCUCUCUCUCCUCUGACUAGGCCAUUUAUGCCCAUCUCUCUCUCCUGACCAGCUGUUUAUAAAAGCCUCUUGUCAAGCCUUCUCAUAUAGGCAUAAAAUCCUCCAAUGUCUAAGGCUUGACCUUGCAUUUAGGCCUGGAAAGCCUAUGGUUUUGCAGAAAGAAGCUGUUUUUUAGGAUCUGAUUUCCUCCCUAGGCCUGUUGAUUCUCCAUUUCUUUCAUUUGGGGUUUUACUGAACAGCCUCUGAUUCAUGAGAGUUUUUAAUGGAGAUUUAAGGUCUCUGUUCUUCUAUUUCUUCCUUGAAUUCAUGCUUGGAACCUUCUCUUCCUGAGAAUUUAGUCGGUGUAGUUUUGUCUUGUGUACAGAAUCCUAUGAAGGCUUUUGUGCGUGAAAGUUUAUGAUUUGUUGGCCUUGUGAUUAUUAAUUCGAGGUUUCGAAUUACUUGAACUAUCUUAGAUUCCAAUCCUUUAGAUAAUUCAUUUCUUUCUUCAUUUUUCAUUUGAGUUUUGGAAGAGUUACAGAAAUUUUUUUGCAUUAGCAUUUGGGAUCUCUGGUUCAUAAAACUUUUUAUGCUCUGUGUACAUCUUAUUCCUUUUCAGCCUUCUCCUUCGAGACUUCAUUGAAUUUCAUUAAUCUCGAUUGCUUUUUAGGCCUUUCGGUUCCGGUUCUUGUAACUUCAAAGUACUCCUUGCAUUUUCUUGUCUUUCUGUGUAAUCUCAGGCUUUUCCUUGCUCUUAGUCAGCUAAAAUAUCCUGAAGUUUUAAGAUCUCUGAGGUUUCCUUUUCAUUCCUUGUUUACUUUCUUUUCUGGUUUUUAAUUCUUCGAAAACUCUAAUCCAUGCAAUUCUGAGGCACACAUCAAAAAAGUCAGAGAGAUGGGCUCUGUUUCAGAAGAUCGAAAAGAAUUGCUCUUGAAUGUUGCAGAAGAAGAAGAGUUUCCAAAAUUCACAAAGAUUAGAGUUCGAGAUUUAUCGUAUAAAUCGAGAACAGGGGUUCCAAUACUUUCAGGAGUUUGUGUUGAUAUUUCAAAGGGUUUGAUCGUGGGGAUUAUUGGGCCUAGUGGAAGUGGGAAAUCAACAUUUCUUAGAGCUCUGAAUAGGUUAUGGGAGCCACCUUCUGGUGCGGUAUUUUUGGAUGGUGAAGAUAUACAAGAUAUCGACGUUUUGAGCUUAAGGCGAAAAGUGGGCAUGCUAUUUCAGCUCCCUGCUCUCUUUGAAGGUACAGUCGCAGAUAACAUAAGGUAUGGCCCCUCUCUUAUGGGCAAGAAACUAUCAGAUGAUCAGGUCUCAAAGCUGCUGAGCCUUGCAGAUUUAGAUUCAUCUUUAGCUGAUAAAAAUGGUGGCGAGUUAUCGGUGGGGCAGGCCCAAAGAGUGGCUCUAGCAAGAACACUAGCUAAUGAACCAGAGGUUUUGCUCUUGGAUGAGCCAACAAGUGCUCUUGACCCAAUAUCAACUCAAAACAUAGAGGAUGCCAUUGUGAAGCUCAAGAAGUCUCAGGGCCUGACCACUGUUAUGGUUUCUCACAGUGUCAAGCAAAUACAACGAAUUGCGGACCUGGUUUGCCUCCUAGUGAAUGGUGAGAUUGUCGAGGUUUUGAAACCUGAAGAUCUUUCAGAUGCGAAGCAUCCAAUGGCACGAAAAUUCCUCGAGAUUAGCUCUUGAUAAAUCAAAAGAAAUGGGUAAUUGAAAGGAUGGUCACGAGUGCAUUGUUGGUUUUAUACCAAGUAUGAACUUUUCACUGAAAAGUUUGAUAGUGUAGGGAGCAAAGUUGUUUUUGUGAAUCAGACUAGCUAGUUUCUCCAAUUAGUGGGCUCAAAUUCUUGGAGAUUUUGAAGUGUUGAAUUCCAUAAAUGGGAGUUUCUUGGCAGAGUACAAGGUGUGAUGAUUUAAAUCAGGGCCAUGAAUUGGUCCUUUUGUGAAACAAAAGCAAUCAAUAAGCCAGAAAGUGUUUGUGUUAUUUUUACU
This is a messenger RNA of Amborella trichopoda, 2097 nucleotides long. RefSeq names its product non-intrinsic ABC protein 3 (gene ABCI17). The record is from RefSeq and is a predicted model, not a curated record. Lineage: Eukaryota; Viridiplantae; Streptophyta; Magnoliopsida; Amborellales; Amborellaceae. Gene Ontology annotation, cellular component: membrane. Gene Ontology annotation, biological process: phosphate ion transmembrane transport. Gene Ontology annotation, molecular function: ATP binding; ATP hydrolysis activity; phosphate transmembrane transporter activity.